This is a messenger RNA of Owenia fusiformis, 1226 nucleotides long. The record is from the annotation of a GenBank genome assembly. NCBI's taxonomy places the organism in Eukaryota, Metazoa, Annelida, Polychaeta, Sabellida, Oweniidae.
AUGCAAGUUGGUGAAAACAAUAAAGCUAUAAAGGAACGUUUCCGGGGAGAGAAAAUCUUCAACCUCAAAAACUAUUGUCUGCUUUCCAUGAAAUUGCUAACACCCUGAGAUUACUGACAUCCUGGUUGCUGACAUCCUGAGAUUACUGACACCUUUUGAUUACAGAUAUUCUGAGAUUGCUGACAUUUGAGAUUGCAGAAAUCCUGACAUUAAUGGCAGUACAAUAAGCAUUUCCCCGUUUAAGUAUUCCCGUGUCCCAUCUCCAUGACCUGCUGUGAAGCGGAUGAUUCAGACACUGAAAUGCCAAGAGAGAAAGAUCAUAUGAGCAUGACGGAACUCGAAGCACCAAUCAAUGGCCACCCAGAAAUGGACAGAGGUAGCAUGGCCGCAGAUAACAAAAAACGCUACAAGCAUCACCGUAACCUUAUAUGGUCAUUAUUCGCGACAGUAAUCGGAUGCCCAUUAUGUGGAGUCGUUGCAGUAUAUUACGCAAUUACAUCAGCUGAUUCCUGGGAUUAUGGCGAUAUUAAGGACUCACGCCGAAGGGCUAGAUUAUCGAUGAGGUGGUCAAUGUAUAGCAUGUGUACAUUCUUAUUGGUCCUUGCGGGUGUAGUUGCCGCUGUUGUAUAUGCCGUCUUAGGACUUAUGCCAAUGAUGAAAGACUUCAAAAUGAACAUCGGGAUUGUCGGUCCGCUAGAAGUGGAUAUAGUUUAAGCUUCAUGGUAAAUGGAUAUAGAUGGAGUUUAAAAUAUUAUGUAUGCAAAAUUGAUGCUUUUCGUCACUACACAAAAUCAUUAAGUGUUUUAAACAAAAAGUUUAUAUACAAAAUAUGGAUACAAACCACUAAAUCUACAUGAAUAAUGAAAGAUGAUGGAGAUAAAAGUAUUAGAAUAUGCACAAAGGAACACUAUGAAUUACAUAUAUACUGGUAUAUGCCUAUUGGGAUAAUGGAUGUACAUACUUACUUUGGAACUAUUUCAUGGAAAAACUAGGAGUCAUUAACCCAUGUAGAAAAGCUUGCCCCUUUGAGACACUGAAUGUCAUCAAGAAUUCGGACUAUUUAAAACUUCAUAUAUGCAACAGCGUGCAGCCAUCAAGAUCAAGAUGUAUACAAAAACAUACAGCAAAAUAUGCAAUUCGUUAGAGCUGAAUUUGACACCAUCAUAGUUAUAUAAUAUGACAUCAAAUCAACAUAUGUAUAUUGUUUGACGUGUCAUUUUGACUGA